CACCCCCACCCCCCAAAUAACAACUACACACGUAAGAACUGAGAUGAAAAUUAUUCUUUUGUUUAAUUCGAAGUAUAUUGAAUUAUGUUAUGGCAAUUCCGCUUGCGCGUAAGAACUUGCAUCGUUGAAUCAAUGGAGACGACUGCUUAGUGGUGCUGAUGUGGAAGUGCAAAGAGUAGAAAGUGUCUGAUGGUCUGUCCCGGUUCAGCAAGCGUAUCAAACAUCGUGACUCAGCAAAAAUUAACUUCCUAUCGGGACUUUUGGCGGUAAUAGAAGGCGGCAAUCCAAAAAUAUCCGCCAAAACAAAAAAUUCCACCUCUUAAAAAGCCAAAGAAUAAACUAGGUAUUCACAUCUUCAGAACGACACAAGGAGGCGGUAAGUAGAAGGUUUUCUCCGCAGCUGUUCAAAACACGAAGCAUCCAGAUGGAGCGACUUUGCAUCCCUUUGUGUACCAUGAACAUCUCCAGAAAGAUACUGAAGUAACCGAUCACACUUCUCUUUAUGGUAAUGCUUCACACAUCAACUCACAAUCAUCCAUGUCUACAUCUAACCAAUACGGUCCAUCAAACAUGCCUUUUAGUCCUAAUUUUAUGAUGAAUUCAUCAUUUACUCCUCGAGCUCACUCACCUUUUGGAUAUGGAUUCUCUUUUCAAGAUCUUUUACACUCCCCUAAUAUUCCAUUCGAGAAUCCUGUUACUAAUACAAGCACCGGACUAGAUAAGAGUAACAAGGCCACACAAAAUACGCGUAUCUCUAACACAGUUGGAGGUAGCAAAAAUUGGAGCAAAGAUGAAGAUGUAGCACUAACAAAGGCGUGGCUAUAUAUUUCUGUUGAUGCUUAUGUCGGUAACAAUAAAAAAUUGCUAAAAUGUGGAAUCGUAUACAACAAAUUUGGAGGGAGAAGAUGGGAACUUAUGAUGAGUCGCGCAUUACAAAUAGCUCACAAUGUCGUUGGAAUAAGAUCUUAGCCGCAAUUAAUAAAUUUCAUGCAUUGUAUGAAUGACUACAAAGAAAUCAAAAAAGUGGAGCAAACCAAGAAGAUAUGAGGCGAGAGGCAAUGCGCAUGUGCGAGGAUAUUAAUCAAGGUCAGUCUUUCAAACAUGAGCAUUGUUGGGAGAUCAUGAAAACGAAUGCAAAAUGGUGCACGAAGGAGGUUACUAGGACCAAAGAUUUGUCCGAUCAAAAAGCUACCAAUGCAAGUGGUCAUACCCAAGUAUCAACUCCACCAAUGAGUUCAGGUAAUGAAGACCAAAACUGUAUCAAUCUUGAUGCUACUAGUGAUGGUAAAUGCAGUGAUAUUGAACGCUCUCAAGGACGAAAAUCUACAAAAGAAAAAAAAGGAGGUUGAAUGAUGAAAAAAAUGUCGUUGACGCUUUGAAUAAGUUACACACGAUGUUGGAAAAACAAGUUUCUAUUAAUCAGGAAGAGCUUGAAUUGCGACAAAAGGUAAUGCAAAAAGAGUUGGAAUUUAAGGAAAGAGUUGAAAGGAGAAAAGAACUGAAGUCUAUUUUGAAUCAAGAUGUCAACAAACUUCCCUUUAGCAUGAGAGAGAAAUUUGAGAUGUACUUGGAGUGGACUGCCCCCGGCCUGGAACUGGACCGGCCCGCUACUGUACGGGCUCGGACCAGCCUGGUGAACCGGUUGGUUGCCCGGUUCGGGCUACCCGGCCCGGUGGGAUGGCGGUUCGGGCUCGGGCCCUCCAAAAGGUGAACCGGCCCGGCCGGUUCGGGCCCGGGCCGGGCCAAAUUAUUAUUAAUUUUUUUGAAUUUUUUUUAAGUUUUUGGGUUGGGUAUUUUGGUCCAUUUGAGGUGGUUAUGGUUGGUUUGGGGGUGAGGGGGAGGGUUGGGGGUUAACUAGGAAAAGCCCAAAAAAAAUAGAACCGAGGCCCGGCCCGGCCUGGCCCGGACCCGGGGGUUACCUGGGCAGGUUCCGGGCCUCCCCUUCAUGAACCGAGGCCCGGCCGGGCCUGAACCGGAACCGGUCCAUCCCUAAGAUGUACCAAUCUCAAAUUUUAAAGGAAUGGGAAAAUAAUGGACUAUUUGGUAAUUAUAGAUUUUCCUACCAUUUGUGUUACUUUUAGCAAUACUAGUUAUGGACAAUAAUCUAUUUAAGAACUCACUACUUUUAUAAUGUGUGACAGGUGUGAAUAACAGUUAAUGAAGUUCAGCAGCCAAGUAUUAUAACUCAGUGAAAUACUGUGAAGGCCAUUUGUUUAUUGUUUAUGAUUUUUUGUUUCAUUUGAUAUUCUUGAACACAUCCUUUUAUUUUUUAAAAGUACUUUUGUUUAUGGAACAUUAGACAACAAAUUUGGUUUCUGUUAAGUAUGAUGCAAUCUUCUUUUGAAAAGAUUGUUGCUUUCUUUUAAAAACGAUGGCUCUGCUUUCUAUUAAAAUUGAUCACAACUUUUCUCAU
Cuscuta europaea is the source of this 2413-nucleotide messenger RNA. Lineage: Eukaryota; Viridiplantae; Streptophyta; Magnoliopsida; Solanales; Convolvulaceae. The record is from the annotation of a GenBank genome assembly.